Molecule: messenger RNA, 1492 nt
Organism: Pieris rapae (cabbage white)
Lineage: Eukaryota; Metazoa; Arthropoda; Insecta; Lepidoptera; Pieridae
Product: transmembrane inner ear expressed protein
Exons: 4
Coding region: 280-810 (176 amino acids)
Source: RefSeq, a predicted model, not a curated record
CUUCAGAGAAAAUUGAGAUAAACUUGAUUAUUGCAAUUAAAAACAGAAAAUAACUUGUAACUGUAUUUGAAUAUGUAUAGAACGUAGCUUUCCUAUAAAACUUGGGUGUGCCGUAGGUUAAUAAACGUAAAAUAGGUGCGGCUAUUAAACACUCCAUGGAAUUGGGACAAUUAGUUUUCUUUCCAAGGUGUUUUGACACGAAACAGGUCUUUUGUCCCAGUUUGUUUAUAAUUGUGGUGCGGUUAUCUUUCUCCAUAUUGUUACAAAUUUACGAUAACUAUGGCGGAUCCGUUAAUGGAUCUUAUAAAAAAUUCAGAAGAACCGGAAUGGCUCGAACGGACCGUAAUAGGUGAAAUGCGAGUAUGGCAAAUAAUGUUUUUAUGUAUAGCUGGUCUUACGACUUCAAUCGUUAUGGUGUGUUGCUGUUUCCGUUUCCGUAUUCCUCGUACAAAGCAACAGAUCGAGGCCGACUACAAACGUCGAAGAAUAACAAGAAAGUUCAGACAACAGCUGGAGACUAUACAGGAUUCCAAAAUGGACACCAUUUCUUUAAAAGAUGCAUUGGAGCUGCUGCAUGAAACAUCUCAUUCGAUGGAGGAAAAUCAGGGAUCACCGCAUAGUUCUAUCAUGUCGCCGCAACAGUUAAGUUCUCUAGAAACAUCAUUCCAUCCUUACCAAAAACCGGAUCUUCAGACUUCAAACUCCGGACUCAACUUCGUCAAAUUCGCGACUAAAGUUGCCAACUUGUCGAAGAUCAGCCAACCAAAAUCUCCUACUACACCGACAGCGCCCGGUAAAAUGGAUUUUUAAUGUAACCUUUUAUUGGAAUCAUUUAAGAUGUUAUAGUAGUAGCAGAGGCGUAGCUAGCUAGGGUGGACCCCGGUGCGGAAGUUCGUGGUGUCACCUCAUCGAAAGGAAAAAGCAAAUUAAUGUUAUAUGAUAAAUAAUAAUUUAUUAAAAGAUCGUUAGUAUGGGACGGGGAAUCCCCCACGACAGCGUCAAGGUCUUUUGCGGGAAUCCCCGAAUUCUUCAUUGAGCUGAGCUAGUGCUAGAAUCUUUCUUUUGUUCGUUGUUCUUAAAGUUGAUAGACCGGGUGGCCAUUUCACCCCAAAAAAGGUGACACCUGGAGCUGUCCGCUUCCGCCCCCCCCCCCUUGCUACGCCACUGAGUAGUAGUAGCAAAGAAUAUUGUUGUAGAAAAUAUGAUUGUAGAUGCAUAUAUAUGUCGCAGCCACCUAGCUUAAUUAGUCGUUUAACUAGCGGCCUGAAAGUGUACAUAGCAUUUCUAAUGUAUAUGUAGGCUGAGACAUAUACAUUAGAAAUGCUAUCGUAGUAAAUAUUUUUUAUAUGUAGUCGUUCAUUUAAGCUUAGGCGUAUAUGUACUUAUCUACUAUCACUAUACAAGUGACAAUCUCAGCUUGCUGUCAAACGUCAUACAUAAAUAAUUUGACAGCUUGAAAUAAGAUUUUGGUUAAUUGUCUAAUAUUUUUAAG